AUGUCUCAGACUGCCAAGUCCGCCUCCAGCCAGGGCACCGAUGCCAAGGACAAGGGAGCCCCCGCUCCAGCUGCUUCCAGCAAGGCCACCAAGACCGGAGAGCCUGGCAUGGGAUCUUUCAGAGUUAUGCUGUUCGACCAGGAGAACUUCCAGGGCAGGAUGAUCGAGGUCCAGAAUGAGUGCAUGAACGUGUGUGACCGUGGCUUGGAUAGAGUGCGUAGUAUCAUUGUGGAGUGCGGCCCCUUUGUUGCCUUUGAGCAGACUAACUUCCGUGGGGAGAUGUUCAUCCUGGAGAAGGGAGAGUAUCCUCGCUGGGAUACCUGGAGCAACUCCUACCGCAGUGACUGCCUCAUGUCCCUCAGGCCCAUCCGCAUGGACAGCUUGGAGCACAAGAUCUGCCUGUAUGAGCUCUCCGACUUCAAGGGCAACAAGAUGGAGAUCCAGGAGGAUGAUGUGCCCACCCUCUGGGCGCAUGGCUUCUGCGACAGAGUGGGCAGCGUGAGGGUGCCCGGAGGAGCGUGGGUGGGCUACCAGUACCCUGGAUACAGAGGCUACCAGUACCUGUUUGAGUGUGGUGACUACAGACACUACAACGACUUCUGCGCCUUCCAGCCCCAGAUCCAGUCCAUGCGUCGUAUCAGGGACAUGCAGUUCCACCAGAGAGGAUGCUUCACCUUCACCUCUGCCAGCAAGUGA
Molecule: messenger RNA, 696 nt
Organism: Limanda limanda (common dab)
Lineage: Eukaryota; Metazoa; Chordata; Actinopteri; Pleuronectiformes; Pleuronectidae
Gene: crybb1
Product: crystallin, beta B1
Exons: 5
Coding region: 1-696 (231 amino acids)
Biological process (GO): lens development in camera-type eye; visual perception
Molecular function (GO): structural constituent of eye lens
Source: RefSeq, a predicted model, not a curated record